GCGAAAGGUUUUAUGGAGAUUGAAGAUGCCCGAGGUUGUUAGCUUGGACGAUGAGAAUCUCAAUGAUGUUGAUGAAACUCUGAUAGAAAGACUUGUAGGCUUGACAGAGAUGUUUCCAGAAUCUGUUCGUAAAGGCUCUAGGAAUGCAGCAAGAGGUUUAACUGGUGGUGCAAGUUGGCUCUACAACUUCACAGGGAAAUCGCUCUGGAUUAUGAGUACAUCAUUUGUUGUACUUGCCUUGCCAGUUAUUUUCGAAGUUGAAAGAGUCCAAACAGAAGAAGCACAACUUCAACAACAGAGACAAAUUCUUCUUGGUCCCGGCAGUACUGGUCCUGGAUUAGGAUUCUCCCAAGGUUACCCUGUUUCACAGCCUCAGAGAAAUUAAUUAUGAUUUUGGAAAGAAGUGGUCAGGAUUAUGGAAAUCAAGAUUGUACAAUAAACACCAUUUUUGGAAUGCUUCACAACUUUUAGGGAAAACGUGUGUGUGUGAAAUCAGUGCAUAAGUUCAGAGGUGCAUAUUCAUGAUGUGUUUAUUUUCCUUUUUGGGAAAGAAAUUUUUCCAAUAAAUUCAAAGAUUACUUUUCCUUGA
This is a messenger RNA of Stylophora pistillata, 589 nucleotides long. RefSeq names its product mitochondrial import receptor subunit TOM22 homolog. Gene Ontology annotation, biological process: intracellular protein transport. The record is from RefSeq and is a predicted model, not a curated record. Gene Ontology annotation, cellular component: mitochondrial outer membrane. NCBI's taxonomy places the organism in Eukaryota, Metazoa, Cnidaria, Anthozoa, Scleractinia, Pocilloporidae.